Messenger RNA from Xiphophorus maculatus (southern platyfish), 1045 nucleotides. RefSeq names its product F-box protein 48 (gene fbxo48). The record is from RefSeq and is a predicted model, not a curated record. Bases 416 to 877 code for a protein of 153 amino acids. NCBI's taxonomy places the organism in Eukaryota, Metazoa, Chordata, Actinopteri, Cyprinodontiformes, Poeciliidae. Gene Ontology annotation, molecular function: protein binding. The transcript is spliced from 3 exons.
AUUUAACGUUACUGUCAUUUAGCGUUACUGUCAUUUAGCGUUACUGUCAUUUAGCGUUACUGUCACGGCUCAGAAUGAUUGACAGGCUUCUAGCCACGCCCCCUAGGGCACAGCAUUCAUCCAAUCCGAUGGACUUGACUCAAGCGCCAGUGUGUUGGCGUAGACUGAGAAGGAGCGAUGGCGAGCAAUAUUAGCAUAAACGAGGUGGAUUAUUUAGCCUAUUUGCGUCCCAGAAAAGUCGUUGGAGUGAGUUUCUCUUUAAAUAAGGAAAGCUCCCUGUCUUUGGAGGAAGAUCUCUCUCUCUCCUCGCUCCUCCGGACCUGAGCGUUGGUUCUGGUUCUGCUCCAGGACUGCAGCUCCCCUCCAGGUGUGUAACUGGGUGUGUGUCUCAGGUGGUCCACCCUGUUGCAGUAUUAUGCAGCAUGAGUCUGCGGGGCCCUCGCCAGUGUUUCUGCUCUGUGAGCGAAGAGCCGGCCUGACGUCCCUGGAAGCUUGCGGCUCUCAGAACUUCGCAGAGACUCUUCCCACGGAGAUGAGCGUGAGGAUCUUCAGAGAGCUGGACGCAGAAAGCCUGUGCAGAGCCUCCAGGACGUGCAAACUGUGGCGCUCCAUCAUCGAUGACAGCGAGCAGCUGUGGAGGCAGCAGUGCAUGCUGGUCCGGGCCGUCUGUCGCCGGGAGGUGGACAGCGACCGCAGCGACGGCCUCUCCUGGAAGGUGACCCUGCUGAGGAACUACAGCCGCAGCCGGGUGAAGGCGGCCUGGCUAGCCGGCCGCUACAGCGGCGUGCGCUCUGCAGACGAGCUGCUGGGCAGCAAGAUGGCGCCGCUGGACGCAGAGACCUGGGGGGAGAUCCUGCAGGCGGAGCUCGACAGAUGAAGAAGAGGAUGAUGAGGCACUUCUCCCUGAUUUUGACUCUAACGUGUUUUUUUCUCUGAGUUCACUUUAAUGCAACACAGAUAACUGUAUAUAUAUAUUUAAUGUUUUUUAAAGAAAUCUGAUCAUGGUGGAUGAAUUUGGUGUAAAUAUAUGUGAGCUGGAAGUUUA